AUGGCCUCAUCAUCUUCCUCAUCACCAGAACUUCUUGCGGCCUCCGCAGCGUCAUCAUCCCAAGAAUCCGCAUACGCCAACUUCACCCGAGCAGAGGUUUUCGAAGAUCUCUCCAGCCGUUUUAUCCUCAAUCUACCUCAAGAAGAGCUCGCAUCCGUUGAGAGAGUCUGUUUUCAGGUGGAGCAAGCACAUUGGUACUAUGAGGACUUCAUCCGGGAGCAAAACCCGCACAAGUUCCCUUCGUAUACCCUGAAGACAUUCUCAGAAGCAUUGUUCCGCGCAUGUCCAAUCCUGGCGGACAAGGCAGCAGACCACGAGAGAACCUUCGCCUCCUUCAUGCAGUACAAGACCCGCGUGCCAGUGUGCGGCGCGAUCAUGCUCAACGACACCUGGGACAAGUGCGUCCUGGUCAAGGGUUGGAAAUCGUCUGCAGGAUGGGGUUUCCCGAAAGGGAAGAUCAACGAGCAGGAACCCAAGCAUCGAUGUGCAAUCCGGGAGGUGCUCGAAGAGACCGGCUACGACUUGGAAAACCAAUUGGAUCCCGAGAACGUACUCCAGAUGUCUAUCAGGGAGCAGUCCAUCUCGUUGUACAUCGUGCCCGGAGUGCCGGAGGACUUCCAUUUUGAGACACGGACGCGAAAGGAGAUCAGCCGGAUCGCUUGGUUCCGAUUGAGCGAUCUACCAACUUGGAAGCGCAAUAAAAUAGCGCCAGGGAAAUUUUAUCUCAUCUCACCGUUCAUUGGACCUUUGAAAGCUUUCAUCCACGACCGCAAGCCGCGAAACCUCCCGCGUAAAGUGCCACGGCCGAUUACCCAGGCUCCUCAAGAGACGCACGCCUCCAGCGAAGAGGACGCGGCCGCCAGUAUCGAGCAAUCACCCUCAUCUCUUGUGGAUAACAACGCACAGGAGUUGAGCUCCCAGUCUUCCUCAGCCGAUAACGGCGAACCCCAUACGCCAUCUCCACAAUACAGCGCCGCUCGUGUGCAUCAGCCCUCGUUCGAUACUGGUGACAACGCUCGGGUGGAGAACCCCAUCGUGAACGGCUCGACCGCCGCCGGCAUGGAUCCAGCUCUUGCGAGGCUCUUCGACCGCCUAACCUUGUCGGUGGGCUCUCUGCCUUUGGAACAACCUGAACCUGCAAAGCUUGCAACGGCUGAAACGAUGCCAGCUUUGUCUUCUGUUCCACCUCCCAGAGAGCCAUCUCCUCAAGAACCAACGGUCAGCCCGGAUUGGUCUGCUCAUGCGCCUCCUCAUAGGCCGCCUACCUAUCUUCGGGACAAGCUCUCUCAUGCAAGGUCCUCGCCGACUGUGUCUGCCCGGUCUGCCGACCCCACACCCGUCCCAGCAGCCUCUCCCCUCCAGCCGAUGCCCGCUACGUCGCCUACGUUGAAGGCGUCUAGUCACGGGCGUCGCAGUUCUGCCUCUACCGCGGACUUGUCUCCGUACCUUUCGCGUCCGAAGGGUAUCACGAAAGAGAUGAAGUAUAUUUCCAUGCUAGAGAGUGUGGCUCAAGAGUCUGAUAGAGUCGCGUCGCGUAUGGGGCAUCGCCCUCCUAUACCCACUCCUCAAGGGCUUUCCUCCUACCCUCCGCACCCACCACCGUCGGUACCUCCGGAGAUGAUAUACUCGUCAGCGUCGGCGCCCCUGCACCAGUUCACCCGCGCUUUCCCUCAUCCGAUGCCGUAUUCCCCGCACCAUAUGAACGGAUUUGCUAUGCGUCCCAGCACCAGCAUGGCAUUGCACCACCCGCCCCCUCACUCUGCGAUGGUGCCGCGGCAAAGCAUGAACGAGGCCCAGCUCCGUGCUCUGUUGCCUCUGAAUGGCCAUGGCCCUGUUCCUGGUCCGUCCACGCCGUUCGGCCCCAUCCAUGGUCGUGUUCCCAUGGCCUCGCACCACAUGGUCCCGCCGCAUCGUCCUCUCAUGACUCCUAAUAUCGGUGAGCGAUACCAGUCUUUUGUACGGUGA
This is a messenger RNA of Trametes versicolor FP-101664 SS1, 1965 nucleotides long. RefSeq names its product DCP2-domain-containing protein. Gene Ontology annotation, biological process: deadenylation-dependent decapping of nuclear-transcribed mRNA; nuclear-transcribed mRNA catabolic process, nonsense-mediated decay. Gene Ontology annotation, cellular component: cytoplasm; P-body. Lineage: Eukaryota; Fungi; Basidiomycota; Agaricomycetes; Polyporales; Polyporaceae. Bases 1 to 1965 code for a protein of 654 amino acids. The record is from RefSeq and is a predicted model, not a curated record. The transcript has 7 exons. Gene Ontology annotation, molecular function: 5'-(N(7)-methylguanosine 5'-triphospho)-[mRNA] hydrolase activity; manganese ion binding; RNA binding.